UUUUUAAAAACCAUUUUUGUUUUGAAAAAAUGCCACGAUAUCAUUCAAUACACGAUGAUGUUGAAGUUGCUACUAAAUGGUGGAGUGACUAUCCAACACAAAAGUAUACAGACAUGGCUAGAGCACAAAAAACAUUUAGCAAUUUAAUUGGGGAUGUUUGGUCGAAACCGAAACGACUUGUAAGAUCUGCUAGUUAUACCAACUUGACGUAUUACAAAGAGGCGCAGCAUGAUUAUCCUAUUAAAAAAAGUACUUCUGUAUCAUCAUUAGCACCAUCACUAGCUUUACCCCAAUAUUAUCGGCAAGCAGAGCGGAUUGUUCACACCGAACGUGUUUACAAACCUUUUAUGUAUGACUGGUACAACAAAGCUUAUUCCCAGCAUCGUUAUAUUGACACACAACGGGAGAUAAUGCGACCACUUAAAAGGGACCCAGCACCUCUUCGCUACAAGCCCCUAAAGUUUGAAGAAUUUACCAACCGGAGUAGCUGGAUUCCUUACUAUUCUGGACAAACUAGAAGGAUUUAUAAUGACGAGGCAAAAAAUAAUUAAUUUUAAAUUAAUAUUCCCAAAAUUGUAAAAAAUAUUUUGUAGAGAGCAGCCCCUCUCCGUUCUUACCUACAUGGUUCACAACAAUAUUUGGACCGAUAUGUUUCAAAUAGACUAAAAUCGGACGAUUUUGGACAGCGGUUUGCUUAUUCCGCUUAUGAAUGGCGGAAGCCGCAAGACCAUUCCUUCAACCGCAACUUUAUGUAUGGGGAAAGAGUGUAUGUGCCUCAUGCCCGGUCAAACCCACACUCUUAUACAAGUGCUUCUGCUUUGCGCAAAUUAUACAAGACGACUGGUCGUUUCCGUU
Messenger RNA from Meloidogyne enterolobii, 855 nucleotides. Lineage: Eukaryota; Metazoa; Nematoda; Chromadorea; Rhabditida; Meloidogynidae. The record is from the annotation of a GenBank genome assembly.